Molecule: messenger RNA, 1014 nt
Organism: Cynara cardunculus var. scolymus (artichoke)
Lineage: Eukaryota; Viridiplantae; Streptophyta; Magnoliopsida; Asterales; Asteraceae
Exons: 4
Coding region: 96-893 (265 amino acids)
Cellular component (GO): chloroplast thylakoid membrane
Source: RefSeq, a predicted model, not a curated record
UCAAAUACAAAGAUAUUUAUCAAUUUAUCCAAAUUCAAUAUCACACUCCCAUUUCUUACCUCAAUCCACCACCACCACCGCCACCUCCAUCAUCGAUGUUGCAUUCCCCACCACACCUUCUCUCCUCCUCCUCCACCCUUCUCCUACCUCGCUUCUCCCUCCUUCCAAAUCCCAAUUUUCUCAGAACCUCCAUCAAACCCUAUUCCAUUUCGCAACAAUUCUCCACCAGACAUAUCGUUCCAUUGCUAGCUCAACUCUCCGGCUCACCCAGACCGGAAGACGGACCCGUCGAGCUUCCCUUCUCUCUCCCCUCAUUUAUCUCCACCAACGAUGACCCUUCCACUCUCCAAGUCGCCACCAGCGUUCUCCUCACCGGCGCCAUCUCCGUCUUCCUGUUUCGCUCCCUUCGUCGACGUGCAAAGCGUGCCAAAGAACUGCAAUUUAGGUCUACAGGAGCUAAAAAAACGUUGAAGGAGGAGGCAAUGGAGAGUUUGAAAGCAAUGUCGCCGGUUGAGGCAAAUGCUCCUCCGUCCCCUCUUCAGGCGUUGCUCGGAGGUUUAUCUGCCGGAGUUAUUGCACUUAUUCUUUAUAAAUUCACUACCACCAUUGAAGCUUCUCUGAAUCGACAAACAAUUUCCGAUAACUUUUCGGUCAGACAGAUCACAAUAACGAUAAGGACUAUUAUAAAUGGGAUAUGCUACCUUGCGACAUUCGUUUUUGGCAUCAACUCUGUUGGGUUAAUACUCUACUCGGGCCAGCUUGGCUAUAAUGCGAUAAUGGAAGAUUCUUCGAGCGACAAAAUGCAGAGUUCGGAUGAAACGCAAGUGAAAUCCAAUGAGUCUGAAAUGAACAUGAAUGAUGGAGGUCAAGAUUCAAAUAGCAGGAAACAGUGAUGAUGGAGAUCAGAAAACAGGUUUCAGUUUUUGAAUCCUAUUUGUAGUAUAUGUCUCUAUAUAUAUAUAUGAUAUUUUCAUCACAUAUCAUUCAUUUUGAUAGCAUUGAUGCAAAUCCUUC